Camellia sinensis is the source of this 1503-nucleotide messenger RNA. The record is from RefSeq and is a predicted model, not a curated record. NCBI's taxonomy places the organism in Eukaryota, Viridiplantae, Streptophyta, Magnoliopsida, Ericales, Theaceae.
AUGACCUAUAAUGAUCUAACUAUAGAUCAUGAACUUAAAUGGAGUGGAAUGGCAAGGCGGGAUUCAUAUUUAAGCCUGUAUUUCUUUGUCACCGGCGGGCAGCCGGCCGGCAACUUUGCCUUUGCUGCCCACUGGAAUUUUCUAUCUGAGCUAAAGCCUUCCUCACUCUCUCAACUUCACCAAAACAGCUCUCUUUUCAUCCACGGAAGAAGAUCACCCAAGAAGCACCAAUCUAUUGUCCCUGUUGCAAGGUUGUUUGGGCCCGCAAUCUUUGAAGCUUCAAAGCUGCAGGUUCUGUUCCUAGGAGUUGAUGAAAAGAAGCAUCCAGGGAAGCUUCCAAGAACUUAUACACUCACACAUAGUGAUAUAACCUCUAAGCUCACUCUGGCCAUCUCUCAAUCAAUAAACAACUCUCAGUUACAGGGGUGGUACAAUAAGUUUCAGAGAGAUGAAGUUGUAGCAGAGUGGAAGAAAGUCCAGGAGAAAAUGUCUCUCCAUGUUCACUGUCACAUAAGUGGUGGCCACUUUCUAUUAGAUCUCUGUGCUAGGCUCAGAUUCUUCAUCUUCUCCAAGGAACUCCCUGUGGUUUUGAAGGCCUUUGUACAUGGAGAUGGGAAUUUGUUCAACAACUAUCCAGAAUUAGAGGAAGCUCUGGUUUGGGUAUAUUUUCACUCCAACAUUCCAGAAUACAACAAGGUGGAGUGUUGGGGGCCACUCAAGGAUGCUGCAGCACCUUCUAAGGUUAGUAGUUGUGGGUCCUACAAAGACAAAGGAGAUGAAACCCCAUCAAUAAGCAGCUGGAACACGCCGAGCCUUCCAUCAUCUCUGCCACCGGCAACACACUCUCCGGCGAAAUACCCAACUCCCUUUCUGGUUUCCCCGAAUCCGCUUUCUCCCUCAACCCGUCUCUCCUCCUUCUCUUCACGAAAAAGUUGCAGAGGCGUCGUUGCCAUGGCCGGCUCCGGCAAGUUCUUUGUUGGUGGCAACUGGAAGUGUAAUGGGACAAAAGAAUCGAUCAGUAAGCUUGUCUCGGACUUGAAUAGUGCGAAGUUGGAGCCUGAUGUUGAUGUUGUUGUUGCACCUCCCUUUGUUUAUGUCGAUCUGGUAAAGAACUCAUUGACAGAUCGGAUUGAGAUAUCUGCUCAAACUUCUUGGAUCGGAAAAGGUGGGGCUUUCACAGGAGAAAUCAGUGUGGAACAAUUGACGGAUAUUGGUUGCAAGUGGGUUAUUCUUGGACAUUCUGAGCGGAGACAUGUUAUUGGAGAAGAUGAUCAGUUUAUAGGAAAGAAAGCUGCUUAUGCCUUGAGCCAGGGUCUCAGUGUGAUAGAUGAGAAAGAGAGAGAGAUGGUCUCGGUGCAUGUGUACUGUGUAUGCAUGUGCCUCUGUCUGCUGGGUGUGAGUUAGCCUUCAUUGCCCCCAUCAGCCACAAAUUACACCAACCCCACUCCACUUUCUUUUCUUUUAAUAUAUGUUUAUUAUACUAUAUUCCCUAAAGCUUCCACU